AGUGUUAUAGAGAGAGAAGGGGAAGCGGUGAGAGAGAGAAAGAGAUAGAGAGAUAGAGAGAGAGAGAGAAGAAGAAGCUGAAGUUUCGGUUUGAUUUAUAAUAUAUGAAGGAAGAAAAGCCAUGGUAUCUGACCAAGAUAUAGCAAGAGGUGUAGAGAUUGUUCUCCGUCAAUCUAACCCUAACUCCGUUACCACUCUUAACGGCAUCGUUCAACAGCUUGAGGUGAAACUAGGUCAAGACCUUUCUCAUAAAGCUUCUUUCAUCAAAGAUCAGAUCAAUCUCCUCCUUGGAUCUCCACCUCCACCGCAAACGCAACCGCAAACGCAAACCCAACAACAACAACAACAGCCGUUAAAGGACCAUUUUGCACUUCAGCAGCAGAAUGUUCAUUAUCGCCCACAAGGAAACCCUCAAUUUCUUUCCCAUUUUACCCUUCAACAACAGCAGCAACAACACCAUCUCCAGCAGCAAUUCCAUCACCACCAGCAACAACAACAACAACAGCAGCAGCAGCAGAUAUUCCGAGCUGAAGACCUCAAUUUCCGACACCCAUUUCCAUCUCAGCAGGUAGAACAACAGCAGCAGCAGCAGCAGCCGGCGGCGACUCAUUUGCAGACGGCGCCGGUGGGUAAAGCUGUUAUUCCAAAUGCAGCAGCGAAAGCAACGAAAACCCCUAAAUCAAGUGCUCCUGCUGGAACCAAAAGAAAAGGUGGGGCUGGUGGUUUGAAUAAGGUCUGUGGAAUUUCACCUUUACUUCAGGUUGUUGUUGGUCAAUCUGCCUUGCCCAGGACUGAGAUUGUAAAGCAGCUAUGGGCAUAUAUCAGGAAACAUAAUCUUCAGGAUCCUAGUAACAAGAGGAAGAUAAUAUGCGACGAAGCACUCGAAAAGGUUUUCGAAACUGAUUGCACUGAUAUGUUCAAAAUGAACAAACUGCUUGCUAAGCAUAUACUCCCUCUCGACCCGACAACUCAGGAGGCAUCACAAUCGAAAAGGAUGAAGACUGAAGAUGUUGAUGAGUCUUCUAAUUCUACUAAUGAGAUUCCCAAACCUUCUAGUCCUACACUUGUGGUACUAUCUGAUGCGCUUACCAAGUUUUUGGGCGUCGGAGAAAGACAGAUGCUCCACUCUGAAGUCCACAAUCGUGUUUGGGAAUACAUCAAAACUAACCAUCUUGAGGAUCCCUUAAAUUCCAUGUCGAUAAUAUGCGAUGAGAAGCUUCGUGAACUUCUAGGGUGCGAGAGCAUAUCUGCUUUGGGUGUGCCUGAGAUGUUAGCCCGCCAUCAUCUCUUCAAACAAUGAUGAUCAUCAUCAUGGUAAUAACACGAAGGAAGAAGAAAUAGGUUUCUCGCAACUGUCUUCUUGAUGAUGUCCAUGGAGAAAAAAACAAAAGCUGACUUCAAUUAUUGUUUUUUUUUAAUUGGAUUUCUUAAGUAAUGUAUUUAUUUAGUGCAAAUGACUUGGUAAGAUGUUAUGGUAAUACUUCUUAGUUGUUAUUUCAGUAGAAAGAAGGGAAUGGUAAGUCUAACUGUGUGGGCUUAAUGACCCAUAUCAAUUCCCUUUUUUUUUUUUUGUAAUUAUGCAAUGGAUCACUGUAGGUUCUGUACUACUACUGCUAACCUUUUAGUAGGUUAUAUUAUCAUGCAAAUUACAAUCUCUUUAGUUAUUGUGGUUAAGUAUAACU
Molecule: messenger RNA, 1682 nt
Organism: Impatiens glandulifera
Lineage: Eukaryota; Viridiplantae; Streptophyta; Magnoliopsida; Ericales; Balsaminaceae
Product: alpha-protein kinase 1
Exons: 6
Coding region: 122-1300 (392 amino acids)
Cellular component (GO): nucleus
Source: RefSeq, a predicted model, not a curated record